Pelagomonas calceolata is the source of this 1493-nucleotide messenger RNA. The record is from the annotation of a GenBank genome assembly. NCBI's taxonomy places the organism in Eukaryota, Pelagophyceae, Pelagomonadales, Pelagomonadaceae.
AGGAACCGGCAGCAUGCAGCGGCAAUUUGCGCCGCAGUAACCCAGCGCAAAUCCCUGCUUAGAUCAGGCACAGCCCGCAUUCACCCCUCGUGACGCCUGGCGCCGCUGAGCGACUCUCUUGCCCCGAUUCUUUACGAGUUUGUAGCUUGCAGCCCCAACCACUGAAGUGCAUCAAUUAGCAAUCACUCGCUUACGGAAAAGACUGCGCACGCAUGCCGCUGCUACUUCUCAAGCUCCCGGCCGACGUGCACACAAAACUAGCGGCAUUCAUUCACGCCAAUGAUGCCGCGCGCUUCUGCUUCGCCGGGAAGGAGGCUUAUAAGGCCUUCGGGCUCCAGGCCUGGCGCGCCUGUUUGUUCUCGACGCACGGCGGGUUAAGAAUAGGAAAUGAACAAAACGGGUUGCACGCGGCGAGGCGCCUGGCCACGUGCGGCCGCGGCUGCCUCGGGUUCAGGGCUCUGGCCACGGACGGCGGGACCUUCGACGGGGGCGACAGCCGCUUCUGGGUCGACGCGUUAUUUCGGCCGGAGCCCUGGCGCAUCUACUGCUCGCGCCAGACGUCUGAUCCAAUUCUGUGCGCGGCGACGUUCCUCCCGGAGCGCGAGGCGGAAGACGUCGAUUCCAGGGACCGCCACUGGAUGUGCGAACUCAUCAUCGAGACGUGGAGCCUCGAACAAUUGCAGGUCGAGCCCUUCUCGUCGAAGGACUACGCGCUCGGUUCUGUCUUCCUGCGGGUCUGCCACGGGCUGCGGGACGAGGACGUCGUUUCCUUGAACCUGCAGAACGGCCAGGAGGCAAUUACCAAAUACAGAGCCAAGAUCCUGGAAAUCGUGCAAAGGUUCAACACCACCGGCGCGCCGGCGAUGCGCAUCGGCCUCGACAAGACGGUGUUUGCCCAGCGCGGCUCGGUUUCGGUUGAUCCUAGAAUAGAGGCGCUCGCGUCGAACGCGACGGCCGUCGCGACGACGCUGAUAGUCAGGCGGCCGAUCCCCGUGACGUGUCCCGGGCGUUUAGGGAUCGUGUUUGGGUGUCGAAGAGCGCCUCGCGUCGGAGACCUCGACGGCCGCCUCAGGCGGGUCUGCGCGGACGCUACGCCAUACAUACGCGCGCUGGUCGACGGGCCAUCGUCGCACAUACUAUCUAGAGGUCCGCGCGUGGAGCUGGGGCGGCGGUUGGGAGGUGUCCGACCCGUUUUACUCGCGGCGAGCUGCUCGCCGGAGCAGGGCGUCUGCUACCAGCUGCUCGGUUCAAACGACGACGCGGACGUCUUCCCGCUCGCUAUUUUUGGCUUCGGCGGGCGGAAUCUCGACGAUGCCUUCACGAGCCUCAGAGCGCGUUUUGAGAAACCGGUGACGCUGAAGGGCGUCGUCGUCGCGCUUCUGGAGGCGGAGCGGCGGCACGACGUGGUUGAUCCAAACGUGGACAUGGAGUUCGUCGGCUUGGAGGGGUACAUGUACGAGGCGCCGCCGGAGACUUAAUUUUUCGGUAAUAUU